CCGACAUCGCACAGGACAGCCUUGCACCUCACGACCAACAUCACCGUACCUUUCCGCUCACCGAUCUACACAAAUCCCACACUCGUUCCUGGUUCCAGGCCCACGCCACGACAAUGACAUCAAGAAAGGACGCCCAUCUCUAUGGCGAGCGUCCCAAAUCCCGCACCAAGGCCAAAGAAAUCUCCAGUUCCAGCAACCUCGCCUUCUCCUCGCAGCUCUCAAGUCUCAUCGCCGCCUCGUCAUCGACAAGCAGGCCUAUGUCUGGUCGCGCGCGACCUAAAAAGGAAGACAUCUUCGCUACUCACAACAAGAACGUCAAGAAACGCGCAUUAAAGGACCUUGAAGACUCAGGUUUCACGCAACAGAAACAUCGCGGUCGAACCACCGACGAGAAAGCCGACGACGAAGCAACAUGGCGGCGCACAAAGCGGAAGAUGGAGGAGAAAGCGCGACUUUAUGAUGCGCUGAAACGCGGCGAUAUCGACGACGAGGACGAGAAAUACGGUGUUGAUUUCGAUCAGAAGUGGGCAGAAAGACAGGAGCGGGGCGAGAAGGAUUCCGAUACAGAUGAGGAGUCGAACGCGUCGGAGGAGUCGCUAGUGGAAUACAUAGACGAGUUUGGCAGGAACCGGACAGGCACGAGAGCGGAGGCGGCGAGGGAAGAGAGGAACAAGAGACUGGCUACCGAUGAACAAUAUCGGUUUUCUGCGAGGCCGAAACCUCCUGAAAAUGUUAUUUACGGCGAUAUGAUCCAGAAGGAAGCUUUUAACCCUGAUGAAACGAUCAUGCAGCAGAUGGCUGAACUUGCCGCUAAGCGCGAUAAAGAGCCCACACCGCCGCCUCCGGAGCACUUUGACGGCAGAAAGGAGAUUAGGUUGAAGGGUACCGGAUUCUUCGCUUUCUCAACAGAUGAAGAAGAGAGACAGCAACAGAUGUCCAACUUAGAGAAAGAGAGGCAAGAAACGGAGAAGGCGAGGGAGGUGAGGAAGAAGCAGAAAGAGGAACGCGCUAAGCUAAUUGCCGAGAAGAGGAAAGCUGUGCAGCAGAAGAAGGCCAAAAGUCAAGCAGACCGUUUCCUAGACAGUCUGGGAGGUAUUCUUCCGAAAGGUGAAAAGGAGGGUUGAGAGGAUUGGGAUGUUCAUUGUUUCUUUACGGCUGGCAUCAAGAUACCCAAAGCACUCAUACAUAGUUCAGGCACGACUGUAAGAAUAUAUCCC
Lindgomyces ingoldianus is the source of this 1217-nucleotide messenger RNA. RefSeq lists its product as uncharacterized. The transcript has a single exon. NCBI's taxonomy places the organism in Eukaryota, Fungi, Ascomycota, Dothideomycetes, Pleosporales, Lindgomycetaceae. The record is from RefSeq and is a predicted model, not a curated record. Bases 114 to 1124 code for a protein of 336 amino acids. Gene Ontology annotation, cellular component: nucleus.